Messenger RNA from Paramuricea clavata, 1251 nucleotides. Lineage: Eukaryota; Metazoa; Cnidaria; Anthozoa; Malacalcyonacea; Plexauridae. The record is from the annotation of a GenBank genome assembly.
AUGAAUAUUUCACCAAGUUACCAGGCCAGCUCCAACGCUGAACACCCCAAUUCGGUUAUAACGAAGAAAGACCGACAAUAUCAGUUGGCAAAAUUAUUCAUCAUCGCGCUCGUUUCCAUAGCAACGGUUACGUUAACCAUUAUUGAUGUGAUUCAAACAGCAAAAUCCUUUGGGAAGAAAGAAGAGCUAACUUACAAAAUCCAAGGAAGCAUUGACACGGCAUUGGUUAUCCACAACUUACAGACAGAACGAGGAAUGACAGCUUUACAGUUUGGUUUUCAGCAAUUACAUUACGAAGAACAACGCCUUAAAUUACGUAACAUUCGGCGUAAAACGAACGAAAGCAUUGUCAUACUAGAGAAAAGUGAGGACACUAAGCUUAGUAUGCUAACUGGAGGGACGAUGUCAUUUUGGUAUGCCUUGGAGGAUUUUAGAACCAAAAUUGACCAUGAGAAAACCAAUGUUAUUGAAUGCUUACAAACCUACAGAAAAUGGAUAAUUAGACUCAUCUCUACGCUUGCAGAAUACACAGAAUCCGAAAACUUGGAAGACUAUGCUAACGUGGUUUACGCAUACGAGAUGGUGAUUCUCAGUAAAGAAGAGGCAGGAAUGGAACGAGCUCUUGGAGGUUUGAAAUUCACUCAAGGAAAGAACUUUAGUACAAUAAACACAACAUGGUACAACGAAAAACGUGCCCUUGCUGAAAACUACCUCGAAACAGGCUUCCUGUUUUCAAGUGAAUUAAAAAAUAUCCACACUUCGUUAUUUGCCAACACUUCCCACUGGAUCAAGAAAAUUGACAAGAAAAGAAAAGUCUUAUCUGGGGGUGUAUACCAGAAGUUUUCCGAUGACGAAGCAUACGCAUGGUUUGAGUUGAUGACAAAGUACAUUAACAUGAUGUUAGAACUUCAAGUGCGAAUAGCUGUUGUGAUUGAGACAAAGCUAAAAGAAGAAAUUAGUCAAAGCAAAUAUCAACUUGUGAUUCGCUCACUGCUUUUGUGUUUUACCUUGAUUGUCGUGCCAUGUAUUAUUAUAUCGUUGGCCAGGGUUCAGAAAAGUUUUUAUGAAUACACCUUGUCGUUGUUUGAUAAAGUUGGACUGGAGCAAGCAAGAACAGAUUUCCUAAUGCGAGAAAACUCAAGACAUGUUGACAGUAAGUUUAAUUUAUGUAAAUGUAAGCAAAACCAUUUGAAGAACCAACAAACAAAGAGGCUUCUUUCCAUUCUGUUCGGUGAAUACUCUGGUCGGUGA